AGGCGUGGUGUUGUCGUAGCCUACUCUAUUCCCAACAAGACAUGAAAUGAAACGCGCGCUAAGGAAUGUUGUGAAUUAAAUAUUUCUUAGAAUGUUAAAGCAAACGGAGCAGUUAUUUCGUUUACUAAGAAACUUAUCUAAAAUAUGAAUUUUGUGCCAUUUGGAUGGCUCUGCGAUAGGGACAUUUCGCAAACCAUAGCAAGCAAGCCAUUGUUUUUGUCUGUUGGACUUCUCCACAUCAAGAUCAACAAGCAACAGCUAUCGUUCACAUUCAGGCUUUCGAUUAGCUCAUAAGUUAUCACCUCUACGAUUGAAGAAACACCGGAAUAUCGACUAACGUUAGGUACUAUUUAACUAGCAACUAAGUUAACGUUAUUCCACGUUAACUUGCUAAUGGUAACGAGUACUCAGAGUGGUGGCUACCAAACGGCUAACAAUCUAGCUACGAGUGACGACAAUCCAAAGCAGCAAGACACAAGUGCCUCCAGCACUGAAGGUCCCCCUCUUCCCGAGUGUGACUCGUCCCCACGACGUCACAAAUGCGACCAUGGGAAAUAGCAGUGAAUAGGCGGCCACCACCUGCCCCCUUAAAUCAGAGGAGGUUCCUUGGGGAGCCCUGCAACACCCCUGUUCAUCUCAGGAGAAGCCCUCCAUUACGACGACAGUGGGGUCAACGAGAUCGGCCUGUCCUGCACGGCUCCCUACACCAGGAUGAGAACUUCCACCACUCGCUCUUCUCUCAGCAGCCGCAGCAUCAGCAGCAGCAGAUUCCUUUAGAUGAGUCUAGACAGUACAGCCAUACCAGCGCACCGCCACGUAUGCUCCACCCUGCCACGCACCCUCCUCAGCAGAGUCCCAUCAUGGUGGAUCUUCACGAGCAGAUGCACCAAGGAUCAGUCCCAAUAUCUUACACAGUUACCACGGUGACGACCCACGGUUUUCCUAUCCACACCGGGCAACCUAUCCCAGGGUGCAACACUCAGCAGCUCCCAGCAUGCUCGGUAAUGUUCAGCGGACAGCUCUCUCUGCUCUGCUGCCUUCCUCCUCCUCUAAUCCAAGCAUGUACAAUGCAGCAUUUGCCAGUGUCUUACCAAGCCUUCCCGCCACUCAUCUCCAGUGAGCAUUUUAUACUGCACCCCUCUCCACCUGUGCCCCCACACCAGCCACCACACCUUGCUCCUCUGAGCCAGUUUGUUCCCUUGCAGCCUCAGCAUCCGCGCAUGCCUCUGCAGAGGGUAGAAAAUGAAGUUGACCUAAGAGGGGACCAGCACCCCAUGGGGACUUUCUCCUAUCCUUCUGCACAUCAUCCACCAGCAAUGCCUCCCUCAAUGCCCCUGCAGUACCUUCCUCAAGAGCCACUUCACCAGGAACUGCCCUUUGGAGUGCCAUAUCCCCAUGUCCUGCCAAGGCGUGUCAAUGGACAGAGAUACAGGUUACAGCAGCCUUUGCCCCCGCCCCCUCCACCGCCCCCCUACUACCCUGGAUUCUUACCUUAUUUCCUCUCAAUGCUUCCAGUGCCUCCAACUGCAGUGGGCCCAGCCAUAAGUCUUGACCUGGAUGUGGAUGAUGUAGAGAUGGAGAACUAUGAGGCAUUGCUCAAUUUGGCCGAGAGACUUGGCGAGGCCAAACCGCGAGGACUCACUAAAGCCGACAUAGAACAGCUUCCGUCCUACCGGUUCAAUCCCGAGAACCACCAAUCUGAACAAACUCUGUGUGUUGUAUGCUUUAGCGAUUUUGAGUCAAGGCAGCUACUCCGAGUACUACCCUGUAACCACGAGUUUCAUGCUAAGUGUGUGGACAAAUGGUUAAAGACCAAUCGCACGUGUCCAAUCUGUCGAGCCGACGCCUCGGAGGCUCACCGGGACGUCGAUUGAGCCAGCUCCAAGUCCUGCAUUGGGGAAACAGCACAAAAAAAAACACAGGACGAAGAAGAACAAAAAAAAAACAACAAAAUGACAACACAACUGGAGCCUGUGACUGGGGAUGACUUGCCACCUAACCUGUGCUCUCCAGCCAAACUGAUACCAACAUCCCUCCCCCUCCCCCACCUCAACCAAUAAGCAAUCUUGGAUUUUGUAUGGAACGUGUUUGACCUCUGCUGUGCAUCGUCGUGUGAGUUUCAUCAACGCUACUGCCUACUAUAGCCACCAAUAGUUAUGGAAUUUAAU
Messenger RNA from Alosa sapidissima (American shad), 2168 nucleotides. RefSeq names its product ring finger protein 44 (gene rnf44). NCBI's taxonomy places the organism in Eukaryota, Metazoa, Chordata, Actinopteri, Clupeiformes, Clupeidae. The record is from RefSeq and is a predicted model, not a curated record. The transcript is spliced from 11 exons. The coding region runs from base 540 to 1874 and encodes 444 amino acids.